AUGAAGAGAACAUGGCAAAGCCCAGAAGCAGAGGCGGCCCGGCGCCUGGCGGCCUGGAUCUUGGACCCGAACUUCCACCAGAUCAGGUCCCCACCGCUCAAGGUGGACCUUCCCAAGAAAAGGCAGCGGGGCAAGCGGAAAUCCGCUCGCGCCCAAGCGGCCGUCGCGGGACCCAAGCGGCCGGCGCAGAGGACGAGCGCGAGCUCGCGCCUGUGGAAAGUCGGCAAAGGCCUGGUGGAGCCUUUGCAGGUGAUGCUCCAAAGAGGACGGACCCUUGGAUUGCAGGAGCUUCUGAGCAAGCGCUGCCCUUCCAAACACGCCCUCAUCAUCCUGAAGACCUUUGAAGGCGUUAAAACCAUUUCUGGAAAGCGCUGCACGUGCCAGCGCCCACACUCUGCGCCUCCGCCUGCUCGGGAAGGGGCGCGCUCCAGGAGCGUCCGCUGCUCCGGGGGGGCUGCGGAGCUCCGGUUCCUCCGCGCCUUCCCGGUGCUGCGCUGCGCGGUGCCGGGGCGCCAGGUGGGGGACUUCCUGGUGGAGGCGCUGGCGAGGCUGGGUGCGGAGGAGCUGCUGGGGCGCCGCACCUGGCGGCGCCUGGCGCCCAAGUUGCAGGCACUGGUGGACCUGCGCAGGGGUGAGGAGCUCUCCGUGCACCAGCUGUUGCAGGGCCUUCCGGUGCGCGACUUCCAACACCACCUCGGCGCCGCGUCCGGCGCUCCGCUGCGCGAUGCGGCGCUGGGGGCGGAGGUGCUGGGCCGGCUUUGCUACUUCCUCUUCGCCCACCUGGCGGUGCCGCUGCUGAAGGGCCACUUCUACGUCACGGAGGCGGAGGUCUGCGGCGCCAGGGCGGUGUACUUCCGGAAGCACGUGUGGCACUUCCUGCGAUCCAGGGCGGAUUGCGGGUUUCUGCACCUCUGCAUGGACGCGGCCCAGGAAGCGGCAGCCGCGACCUUCUCGGCGUCUUCAAGGCGGAUGCCGCAAACGGGAGCAUCCACUGGACCGAGACCUCCGGUGGUGCGAUGGGUUCCGAAGAAGAAAGGCCUGCGCCCCAUCGUCAACAUGGCCAGGUGGGCCGCUUUCCAGGGGCAUACGCCCCGAGAGCAACGCCAGGUCUUGGCCAUCCUGGCGCAGCUGAGGGCCACGCACCCGGAGGUUUUGGGGAAUUCCCUGCUCAGCCAGCACGAGGUGCAUCCGCAGCUGGUGGAGGCCAUGGCCAAGCUGUUUCCAGCGGGCGCGCAGGGCGCGGAGGGCGCCGAGCUCUUCGUGGGGGUGGCGGAUCUGCGGAACUGCUACGACAAGUUGCCCCACCGGGAGUUGCUGAAGAGCAUCUCCCAGCUGCCGCUGUUGCCGAGGUACCAGAUCCUGCAGGUCUCUCUUCGGCCGCCGGGAAGUCGGCCGCCGCGGCUCCUGGACGUGGCGCUCCCCGAGGGCCAGGCGCUGCCGGCGCUGCUCGCCCCGCGCGCCUUCGGCGCUGCGCGCCCGGCGGCGCUGCGGACGGCGCAGGCGGUGCUGCUGCCGCGCCAGGGGCAGCAGAUGGCCCGGGCCGACGUCUGCGCCGCGCUCCGCGCCGCGGUGCAGCGCUGCAGCGCGCUGUUGGGCACCCAGCCGAACCAGGAGAAGGGCGGCCGCCGCUUCGUGCGAGGAAUCCCGCAGGGCAGCCGCUUUGCACCCUUUCUCUGCGCCAUGCACAUGAGCCGUGGGGACAGGCAUUUGCCGGCCGAGGUGCUGCAAAGCAUUGCGCAGAAUCAGACGGCGCUCGUUAGGCUGGUGGACGACUUUCUCUUCAUUGGCAAAGACACGCCGCAGCACUGCUGUCGAUUCUUCUCCAGCCUGGCUCGAGCGAGCAACCCCUACAACGGCGAACUCAACUUGAGCAAGUGCGCCGCCAACUUUUCCUGGCGCUUCGAGUCGGCACCCGAGCCUCGCUUUGUGCCGUCCAAGCGGCGGCGCCUGGCAGGAGUCGAAGUGCCCUGGGCCGGGCUCACCUUGGCGCCGGAGGGGCGCAUGCUCAACGUGGGCCACCUGCGGCCCCCGUGGAAAGGGGCGACGGAGGGUUUGUCUCUGAAAGGGCGAAGGGGCCCCGGCUUCUGGCAGAACAUCUUCCGGUCGAGGCUGCUAAACUUCCUGAGCCUCAAGCUGCAGCCUCUGAUCCUGGAUCCCCGGCUCAACUCCCCGCACUGCGUGCGCCGCAACGUGUGGCGCGUCUGCCGCCUCUGCGCGCGGCGCCUGGCGUGGCUGCUGCUUCGCUGCCCUCUGGAGAUCGCCGCCGCGCGGGGCGCGCCUUGGGCCGCGCGGCUGGCGGCGGCCGCGGCCAAGCGCGCCGCGCGCCUGCGGCGAGGCCUCGGCGCGGGAGCCGACGUGGAGCUCCGGGGCCUCUGCCGCCGCGGCGUGCGCGCGGGGCUCCGGGGGCGGCGCAGCGCCCCCGCCUUCGCGGCCGCCUACACGGCCCUCGGGGACCUUCCGCCGCGGCGGAAGCAGCCGCGCCGCGUGGGGCGGUUCUCGACGAUGGACCACAUGGUGGCGCAUGUGGUCGAUCUGUCGUUGCGGACGUACCGCGCCUGCCAGCCGGACUCUUUGGCUGCGAGCUCUUUGGCGGAGCUGCUGCUGGGUCUGGGCUACGUGGUGCGCAAGGGCGACCUGGCCGGGAUUCCGUGGAAGGACUGGCGAGCCUUCCGGCGAGAGGAGGCCUUUCACAAGAACACGAGCUUCUUGAAGGCCCUCCUCGCCGCCGCCUUCUCGGAGCACCUGCUGGUAGGAGGCUACGGCCCCGUUCCCAAAGAUUUGGACGGCGCCUCAUCGUCGAAGAUCCUUCACCAGCUGGAGGAUAUCCAGCGAGAGAUGGAGAAGCAGAGUUUUCACCCCAGGGAGACGGUGGUGUUCCCCACGGAUGCCGUUGAGGACCCGGAGUCCUACGUGGAGUUUGUCUGCGGCAGCCAGGGGAAGGCAGUGAAGACGGAGCCCAAAGAGGUUUACACGUUGGUCAAUCUGUCCGGCCUGGAGGGGGAAACAACCAGGUGGCACCCGCUGAACUCUCGGGCCUCGGCGCCCCUGCUGGUGAGCAAAUCCCGGUUUCCGGCGGAGUUCAACUUGCUCGUGCAGUUUGAGAAGCACAUGCGGGAGCUUCAGAAGGCCCGCGCGGGUGGAUGGACCCACAAGCCCGUGCCGAUGGUGCAUCCGCACCUGCUGAAGUGGGAGUGGAUGGAACCCAUCUACACCACGAAGGGCCAGCCAUUGCGCUGCGAGGGCGUUUUGGAGAAGAAGAACCCCGUGGGGUGUGUGGGCUAUGUCCAGCCCCUGCAGAAGGGCCGGCUCCGCCCCGUGGCCAGCUUCGCGGUGGCGGCCAACGUGAGAGGUGGCCUGUCGCCCACGAAUGCGUAUCCGGAAGGGGUGACCUGCCUGGGGCCGGGGCACCUGGCCUUUGUCUUGAGCACCGCGAAGCUGGAGCUCACGAGGAAGCUGCGCAGAUUCGGCUUCACCACUGCCGGCGGCCUCGCAGUGCUUCAUCGCUGUGUGGACCUGCCCACAGGCUGCCUCUACGGCAGCGUUUGGGCCAAGGUGCGGCACUUGCGGCAGGCCUUGCUGGAUGAACUGCAGUGGGAGAUGCGCUCCAAGGAGGUGCCAGUGCUGUACAACUCCUCGGUGGCUGACAUUGCCUGGGACCUCUUCCAGGCGAUCCCCACGGCGCCCCAGGAGGCCACGCUGAGCGAGAAGGAUGGGGUCCUGGACUACUUGGCCGAUGCCACCGUGAACCUGCUGGAGGUGGAGCCGUCAGCGGGUCAGGUGCACCAGGCCUUCCUGCCGGUGGCGGACUGGAACACACUGGUCAAGAGGCGCGAGGAGUUGGUGAAGCGCCUGAACCGCCGCACGCGGAGCCCUGCAGGCCUUGCGCAGCUGACUGAGAGCUACAAGCAAGCUUUGAUGCUGUCGGCCCCUCAGAUGCCUGAGGAGCGUGUUGUUGGAGAGAGCCUUGCUAGAAUGGCGCCCUUCUGCGCUGCCGCGGCUGCAGAUGAAAUGGCGCACGUAACAGGCAGAACGCAGAGGAAGCGCGUGAGAGGCAUGAGCUCCGAAGACAAGAAGCACUACCUGAGUCUCUAG
This is a messenger RNA of Effrenium voratum, 4092 nucleotides long. NCBI's taxonomy places the organism in Eukaryota, Dinophyceae, Suessiales, Symbiodiniaceae. The record is from the annotation of a GenBank genome assembly.